Orcinus orca (killer whale) is the source of this 2031-nucleotide messenger RNA. RefSeq names its product transmembrane serine protease 4 (gene TMPRSS4). Bases 251 to 1579 code for a protein of 442 amino acids. The record is from RefSeq and is a predicted model, not a curated record. Gene Ontology annotation, biological process: proteolysis. NCBI's taxonomy places the organism in Eukaryota, Metazoa, Chordata, Mammalia, Artiodactyla, Delphinidae. Gene Ontology annotation, cellular component: membrane. The transcript is spliced from 14 exons. Gene Ontology annotation, molecular function: serine-type endopeptidase activity; protein binding.
UGCCCCACAGUCUCCAAAUCACUCCUGGAAGACAGCGGCGGGAGGCACACGGCCAGCUCCUCGAGGCGGGGAGAGAUGCUGGACGCUGGGGACCAAAGCCUGCCCUGCGCUUAGGCCUCCUCCAGCCGAUGCUGCCAGGGAUCACUGACCUGCUGGCCGCCAGGGCCCGAUCCCGGGAGGCCCUCCUCCUGACUUGCCGACGUCACUCAGCUCCAGGCUGCAGAGAAUUCGGGAAGGUCGCAGAGCCAACAUGGAUCCCAACAGCGAUCAACCCCUGAACAGCCUUGAUGUCACCCCCCUGCGCAAAUCCCGCACCUCCCUGGAGACCUUCAGAAAGGUGGGGAUCCCCAUCAUCGCAGCAUUGGUGAGCCUGCUGACCAUCAUAGCCGUGGCUGUCCUCAUCAAGGUGCUUCUGGACAAUUACUUCCUCUGUGGGCAGCCCCUCCACUUUAUCCCGAGGGAGCAGGUGUGUGACGGCCAGCAGGACUGUGCCUCAGGGGAGGAUGAGCAGCACUGUGUCAAGGAAUUCCCCGAUGGGCCUCCAGUGACAGUCCGCCUCUCCAGGGACCGAUCCACCCUGCAGGUGCUGAACCUGGCCACAAAGAACUGGGCCUCCGCCUGUUUCGACAACUUCACAGAAGCUCUGGCCAAGACAGCCUGUGGGCAGAUGGGCUAUGACAGCAGCAAACCCAUCUUCAGAGCCGUGGAGAUUGGCCCAGCCCAAGACCUGGAUGUUGUUAAAAUCACAGAGCACAUGCAAGAGCUUCAGGUGCGAAACUCAAGCGGCCCCUGUCUCUCAGGCUCCCUGGUUUCCCUGCAGUGCAUUGCCUGCGGAAAGAGCCUGAAGGUCCCUCGGGUGGUGGGUGGGGAGACGGCCUCUGUGGAUUCUUGGCCUUGGCAGGUCAGCAUCCAGUAUGACAAACAGCACAUCUGUGGAGGGAGCAUCCUGGACCCGCACUGGAUCCUCACGGCAGCCCACUGCUUCCGGAAGCAUCUCGAUGUGUCCAACUGGAAGGUGAUGGCAGGCUCAGACAAACUGGGCAACUUCCCAUCCCUGCCUGUGGCCAAGAUCUUCAUCAUCGAGCCAAACAUCACGUCCCGCAAAGAGCGGGACAUGGCCCUCGUGAAGCUGCAGCUCCCACUCACGUUCUCCGACACAGUCAGGCCCAUCUGCCUGCCCUUCUCUGAUGAGGAGCUCCCUCCAGCCACCCCACUCUGGAUCAUCGGAUGGGGCUAUACAGCAGAGAACGGAGGGAAGAUAUCUGACAUACUGCUGCAGGCAUCUGUCCAGCUCAUUGACAGCACUCGGUGCAAUGCAGAGGAUGCGUACCAGGGGGAGGUCACCAAGAAGAUGCUGUGUGCAGGCAUCCUGGAGGGCGGUGUGGACACCUGCCAGGGUGACAGCGGUGGGCCUCUGAUGUAUCGCUCUGACCGGUGGCAAGUAGUGGGCAUCGUGAGCUGGGGCUAUGGCUGUGGGGAGCCGAGCACCCCGGGAGUGUACACCAAGACCACAGCCUAUCUCAACUGGAUCUACAAUGUCCGCAAGAAUGAGACUAUCAGACAUUUUCCAGAGAACUGAUUCUGACAAGAAGUCUGAUCCAUGAUGCUGCUGCCCCCCUGCAGUGCUGGAAACUGCUUCCCCCCACCCCACCCUGUCCACCUGGGCAUCCCCCAGAAGUCAGGCACAGAGCAAGAGCCCCCUUGGACACAUAUCUCUGCCCACACCCUCAGCAUAUCUUGGUACAGCAAAGGACCUCCAUUCCUGUAAGAGACCCCACAGCCCACAGGCACCCAGGAAGUCAGCAGCCCCAGCUCAGCUGCCUCUGAUGCUCCCAGCAUCCCAAGGUGGGAGAGACACAGCCCACUGAACAAGCCAGCUUCCAGGCUGAGGUCUCAGAAGGCAUUGCUAAGCCAGGAAAGAACUUUCUACUCUACUGAAUGGAAACCGAUGCUCUUCUGAGAGCCCAGAUCAAUAAUAGAAAUCCUCAAAGGCCAAAAACAUCAAAAUAAAAUAAAACAAAACCAUCAGAA